AUUAGUGCAACUCGUUUAGGCAGUUUUACUUUUUGCAAGCGAUGUUAAAUGGCAAUUGGUAACAUUGUAAUACUUUGUCUAACAUCAAUCAACGUUGUGUUGUGGGUAAAGCGCAUCCUCACGUGAAUAACAGAAAAGGUGCGUCUCAUUUCUCUCCCCAAAUCGUGAAUCAGUAGUGUAAGCUCGAAUUCGGCAACUUCCAAGUUGUGAUGAAGAAACGGAGCUUUUUGAAACAACGAGUCAAUUGAAUCAAUUGUUUAGUGAAAUGAUUCACUAUUUCGAUACGCUCGAAUCACCACACGCUGCCGAGACCUGCUGGUCAGAACAGUGUAAAUGCAACGAGAACAACAAACAUGUGUAAAGAUAACAUUUAUAAACUGCAAAUGUUUUCACAAAAAUGCAAUCUAUUAAUAUAAUUUUCAAAUAAAUAAAUACCAAAUUUAAAGCAUAAUGCCUAAAUAUGAAUUGUCUAAUUAGCAUUAUUUUAUGAAUUUGUAGCCCUAGUUUUGAGUGUUUUUGGCUUAUCAGGUCAUUUAAGGCUAUUAACUAUCACUCUGACUGGCUCCCUUACCAGUGUGCUGACUAUUGGGAGCUGAUUGAGACGCACCCAGAUAUUUAGUUUGGAUUUCUUUUUCUUUCUGUUAACUAUCGCACAUCUUAAACAACAUGUCCAAACACACAGGAAAAACUGGUGAAUCAACUAAGAUCCACGUGACACACUGUUAUAAAGAUGACGUUUAUUAAAGAGGAGCGUGAAGACAUGAAGAUCGAAGAAGCAUUCAGAGUCAAAGAAGAAGAUACUGAGGAACAAACAGACCGGAUGGUGCUGAAAGUGGAGAGUCAAGAACUGAAUGAAACGGAAGAGAAAGAUCAAUAUGAGAAACACCAUGAUUUCAUGACUGGACAGAAAUCCACUCAGAAUGAAAAGACUUCCUCACAAAAAAGAGCUCAGAAAACCAUGUCCAACAGUUCUUUUACAUGCCAUCAAUGUGGUAAGAGUUUCACUCAAAAACAAAGCCUUACAGUCCACAUGAGAAUUCACACUGGAGAAAAGCCUUUCACCUGCCAACAGUGUGGACUGAGUUUUACACGUAAAGAAAACCUUCAUGCCCACAUAAGAGUUCACACUGGAGAGAAGCCUUUUAAAUGCCAACACUGUGGACAGAGUUUUGCACAUAAAGGAAACUGUAAUGCCCACAUGAGAAUUCACACUGGAGAGAAACCUUUUACCUGCACACUGUGUGGGAAGAGCUACUCACGAAAAGAAUGCCUUAAGACGCACAUGCGAAUUCACAUUGGAGAGAAGCCAUUUGUAUGCGGUCAGUGUGGAAAGUGUUUCAGAUGUAAAGUAAACCUUAAUCAGCACAUGAGGAUUCACACAAGAGAGAACUGUUUUAUAUGUCAUGAGUGUAGGAGGAGUUUCACGAAUGGGAAUGACCUUAAGAAUCACAUAACAACUCACAUCAGAGAGAAGCCUUUCAUGUGCCAUCACUGUGGAAAGGCUUGCAUAAGCAAAUCAAUCCUUGAGAUUCACAUCAGAACUCACACUGGAGAGAGGCCUUUCACAUGUCCACAGUGUGGAAAAGGUUUCACACAUAAAGGAAACCUUAACAUCCACAUGAGAAUUCACACAGGAGAGAAGCCUUACACAUGUCCAAAGUGUGAAAAGAGUUUCACGUAUCUAAGAGACCUAAAAUGUCAUUUGCAAACUCAUUCUGGAAAGCAACCGUAGUGUUCAUCGGUCUGGCAAGAGGUUUACAAAAUACAGCAGUUUCAGAAAUCACCUGCACUCUGGAGGAAGACCAUUUAAAUUUAAUCAGUGUAAUAAAAAACUGUCACACAUCAUUAUCACUUACAGAUACACCUGAAAAGUCAUGCAGAUGUGAGACCCUUGAAUUUACUACAUUUUUGACACCGUUUGAAUAUUGUAAGUGAAGUGACAUGAUGUGGGCAAGAUUGGUGACCCAUACUUGGAAUUUGUGCUUUGCAUUUAACGCAUCCAAGUCCACACACACAGUAGUGAACGCAGCCAGGGAGCAGUUGGGGGUUUGGUGCCUUGCUCAAGGGUCUCACCUCAGUCGUGGUAUUGAAGGUGGAAUAAAGCGCUGGUCAUUCACUUCCCCCACUGACAAUUCCUGCCGGACGCGAGACUCGAACCAGUAACAAGUGGAAGAAAAAAGCACAUCAUUACAUGUCAGAAGUCUUAUUGACUUCAGUCCAUUUUCAGACAUCACGCCACUUUUGAUCAGAAGGUUCCUAAAUCAAGAUUAGGACUCUUAGGUUCACAUGAAGACAGACUGUGUUUGUCUUCUCCACUUUAGUGCGGUUCUCUGGGCUGAUGGAGAAAAACACCUUGGUUAAGAAUAAAACAGGCUUUGAUGGGUAAAGGAUGUUGAAGCAAUGAUGGCUCCCAAACAUCAUGCAAUGAUGAAACAAAGGAGAAGUUUGUCAAGUAUCGUUUCAAUGCACAUACAGCAUAAAUCACUUUGAAGAAAAAACAGGAUCAAAGCACACACAACAAAGGUGGGAGUAAAAUGAACUUGGUCAAUCUGCGCAUCUCUAUUUUUAAUCAAGGCCAUUGCGAAUACACAUAAUAGCAGGUGCAGGUUGUCCUACUAGAGGAAAAGUCUUGGGGUCCUGAGAAACGAAUUGAGUCUUCACGUGUGUAAGAGAUCCUUCUUAUUAGUGCUCCGUAAUAUUGUUUCUUUUGUUCUUUAAUAAAUACAAGCCUGAUUC
Onychostoma macrolepis is the source of this 2736-nucleotide messenger RNA. RefSeq names its product gastrula zinc finger protein XlCGF8.2DB-like. Lineage: Eukaryota; Metazoa; Chordata; Actinopteri; Cypriniformes; Cyprinidae. Gene Ontology annotation, biological process: regulation of transcription by RNA polymerase II. Gene Ontology annotation, cellular component: nucleus. The transcript has 2 exons. The record is from RefSeq and is a predicted model, not a curated record. Gene Ontology annotation, molecular function: DNA-binding transcription factor activity, RNA polymerase II-specific; RNA polymerase II cis-regulatory region sequence-specific DNA binding. Bases 731 to 1732 code for a protein of 333 amino acids.